Molecule: messenger RNA, 777 nt
Organism: Letharia columbiana
Lineage: Eukaryota; Fungi; Ascomycota; Lecanoromycetes; Lecanorales; Parmeliaceae
Exons: 1
Coding region: 1-777 (258 amino acids)
Source: RefSeq, a predicted model, not a curated record
AUGUCAUACCUAAGCACCUUAAACUCCCUCCUCACAUCGACAACCUCCCGCUACGCCUCCCUCCGCCGCAACCUCACCUCCACCUCUGAAGACGACUCCAACAUCACCGACCCCGACGACUCGCACGUCUCCCGCGUCCUGCGCGCUUACUACACCGAAAAAGGCCGCCCGUUCCCCGCAUGGCUGGGUACAGAUCCGCGGGAAGCCGCAAGGGCGCAACAGAAAGAGAACCCAUACGUGACCAGCAGGCCCAUGGGCAGUCUACGUGGCAAUUCGAGUACGAGCGAUGCGGCAGAGAGACCGGGGCAAGGGAGAGGGCUGAGCGAUCUGUGGUCCGACUCCCCAGGCCCUGGCGCCCAGUCGCCGGUGGAAGAGCGAGGCAGUCUGCGACGAGGGCCACUGGGCGGGCGACGGAUGGGUGCGCAACCGCAGCAACAGCAAGAAAGUCUCAAUGUACGCCCACUGCCCAGUCAACGGGCUGGGAGCUAUCAGACGCAGAAUCCGGCAUAUGCUCAGCAGCAGCAGCAGCAGCAGUUGAGAGGUGAUGGGAGGAAUACGAGUAGUCCGGGGCCUCCGCCUGGGAGCUCGGGGAGUGGGAGUGCGCAGGAGAGGUUGAAGGCGAGGCUGGGGAGGGGGAGCUCCACGCGGUCGGUGGGAAGUGAUGAUGGGAAGGGUGGGCAGGGGCAGGGGGAGUUAUGCUACGCAGGGUUUGAGUGGAUGGCAGGGGAGGAGGUGACGAGACGAUAUUCGGAGAAGUAUCGGUGGGGUUGUAGUUAG